AGAAAACUACCACUCCCAAGAGGCAGCGCGCGCUCCUCUCUACGCCUGCGCGGAAUUCGAGGCAGCGAGGCGGGGCCGCAGGGGGCGGGGCCGGGGAGGCGAUGGCGAAGGAUUCGAAUUCCGGAGGCUGUAAUUCGCCGGAGGAGCCUCGGCGGCCCUGGAGAGGGAGUCCUCUGCUGAACAGAGACAGUAAAAUUCUAACCACGGUGGCUAACUCGGAUCACAAACAGCCGAAUGAAUGGGAGCAACUGUGGCCUUGGCAAGUCCGGGAACAUAGGUUACAUAUGAGGAUAAUUUGCUAAAACAUUAUGCAGAAAAACUCCAAGAGGAACAAUAAUUCAAGAGUUUCUGGCCUAGAAUUGAAUGCUGCGGAUGCGGAGAAGGAAAAAAAAGAGGGUCAAAAUAACUUUGUUGAACUGCUGCCUCCAGAAGUUACUUUCAAAAUUUUCAGUCAGCUGGACAUUCGGAGUUUGUGCAGGGCUUCGAUAACGUGCAGGAGCUGGAAUAACACAGUAAGAGACAGUGACUCCUUAUGGAAACCUCAUUGCUUGACUCUAAGAGCUGUGUGCCAAAGAGAGAUAGACGAUGAUGUAGAAAGUGGAUAUUCCUGGAGAGUAAGUGUGGUCUCUGUAGUCUGCAGUGUUCUUGACAAUGUGGUGGCAGGUGUGAGCCCACUCUACCUUCUGCACGGAGGAGGUAAUACUGCUGAGGAAUACCAGAAGAGUAAAGUGAAACACGAAUGGCUAAGUGGCAGAUACAGCAACAUAUGUUCUCCUCUUAGUUUACCAGAAAAAAUCAUGUACCCAAUGGAUGCAGAUACAUGGGGGGAGAUUCUAGAAGCAGAACUGGAACGAUAAGCCGAAAAAUCACAAACAGAUCCCGUAACUUUGAGACUUUGAAAUUAAAAUGACUCUUAGGUUCUUUUUUUUUUUUUUUUUUGGUUUACCUUUUUUAUGUUCAACAUUUAAAAGAAAACCAAGGAGAAAACUUUUUAAAAGUCAAACUUUGUUUUUAUUCUGCACUUUCAUAAAAACAUUUUUCUGGUUUUAUUGUAAGGUGGAAAGAUCAUGAAAUGUUGUGUAAGAAGUACCAUACCGAUAGAGUGUUUUUAAAUGUAUUUGUAUCAGUACGUUGCAGUAAUUAAUCACAAGAGGGUUUGAUGGGCACUUUCUACUGAAUCACAAUUCAGGAAUUCUGGAAACCGGUUGAAGAAACUGAUUAGAGAGAUUCAUUCAGUAGUAGGUGUAACUGGGCUCAGAAUUAGAGAUAGAUAGCACCAGGAAGACUACCUAAAUGAGAUUAUUCACAGUGUGUUUCAAUAUACAGGGUAUAAUACAUUUAUAUUUCAAUAACUUUAAAAUGUCCAUUUCAGUGGAAUCAGAUUGAAUUGUCAAAGGCUGAGCCCUUUUAAAAUGUGUUUUAAAAACACUUAAGAAGUGUUUAAAAAAGAAAGCAUUUUAAAAAGUAUUAUACUUGUGGUUUAGUUUAAAAUUAACCUGACCAGAAGGCUAAACCUUGUGAGAUUAAGAUCCUCAUUACUUGCCUGCAGACCUGGAACUUUUCUCAGGGACCGAAUAUUUGUAACUGCCAGUUUUUCUUGCUACAGCUUUCUUUCUAACAGCCUUAUAGCACCAUCUAGUGUCUUACUCCUAGAUAACCAAGGCAAAGGACUUCCGGGUCACAUUUAAAAGAAAAAUAUAUAUAUUUUAGAGAACCCUGUAUAUCUGAUUUGUUUAAGUUUAUAGCUCUCCAGGAACCUUCGAUUUAACUUUUGUUCUCUCUUUUUUUUUUUUUUAAGUAGAUGGUAUAGUACUCACUAUACCGGAUUGUUCAUGCUGAAUCUGUAGUCAGUACCAUAGUGAAAAGUUUCCACAAAACAUUUUAGUAUGACCUUUUCUUCUUAAAUUGUGACCUAUGGCACAAAAAAUAAGAAUCUGGGAGUUAGCAGAUGGACACAGUAUCGGAAAGAUACGUCACCCUCUGCAUAUUCCCUGUGUUGGAUCAAGCAGGGAGGAUCUGCUGGAAAGGGCCUCGAAGACCAGGCAGUGAGGUCUCUGGGCCUAGUUGACCGUCCCUUCUAGAGGAAUUCCUCGCACCCGCUGUCAAUUGUCUUUGUGGCAAACUCUUCCGUAAAACUUAUCCUCUGGACCCAGACCCCGUCCCUAGGUUGUACCACUCUGGAUUAUGUGACCCUCGUUAGGGUUCCCAUCAUCCUCCGUCCAUACCACUCCCAAAGCCAUCUACUAUAUUAAGUUGUCUGUUUGUCUGUAUCCCCCGUUAGACUGUGAGCUUCAUGAAGGCAGGGACCAUUUAUUUAUUAUUUUUUAUGUUCCACAAACCUGGAAUAUAGUAGGUAUUCCACGAAGAGUUGUUAAAUUAUUUCUAUAUUAUUUAUUUUAAUCCUACCCAGAAUGUAUAAUAAAAAUAAUUUGCUGUAUCAUUAGUGAACAAGACUGUCCACAGCCCAAAAGAUAGAUGGGAUGCUUACUCUCAGUGCAAAUAUGUGAAUAAUUGUUUUAGUCUCCUCAAAAGCUGUAAGAGAGAAACAGGAAAAUAGAAAUGUUUUAUUUUUUGAAUAAACAUUUGCAAAUAAACAUAACCCAAAAGUA
This is a messenger RNA of Nyctereutes procyonoides (raccoon dog), 2609 nucleotides long. It is a transcript of the gene FBXO48, whose product is annotated as F-box protein 48. Gene Ontology annotation, cellular component: SCF ubiquitin ligase complex. NCBI's taxonomy places the organism in Eukaryota, Metazoa, Chordata, Mammalia, Carnivora, Canidae. The transcript has 4 exons. Bases 309 to 857 code for a protein of 182 amino acids. The record is from RefSeq and is a predicted model, not a curated record. Gene Ontology annotation, biological process: SCF-dependent proteasomal ubiquitin-dependent protein catabolic process. Gene Ontology annotation, molecular function: protein binding.